Molecule: messenger RNA, 1763 nt
Organism: Quercus robur (English oak)
Lineage: Eukaryota; Viridiplantae; Streptophyta; Magnoliopsida; Fagales; Fagaceae
Product: G2/mitotic-specific cyclin-2
Exons: 11
Coding region: 191-1498 (435 amino acids)
Biological process (GO): regulation of cyclin-dependent protein serine/threonine kinase activity; mitotic cell cycle phase transition
Cellular component (GO): cytoplasm; centrosome; nucleus
Molecular function (GO): cyclin-dependent protein serine/threonine kinase regulator activity
Source: RefSeq, a predicted model, not a curated record
UUUCUCUCUCUCUCUCUCUCUCUCUAUAUUUCAUCUACCUUUUUUUUCGUACAUACAUACAUAUAUACAUUCUUGCAAAGGCUCAGGCUUUAGAGUUUUAGAUGCUCUAAAGCUUCUGAUUUUUUUGUCUUAGGCUUAGUGGGGUUUGGUGUGUGUGAUUGUCUCUUUCUUUCAGAUAAUCAAAGCAAAAAUGGUUAUUACUGAUGAGAACAAUCCUACUUUGAACAAACCCACAAAUUUUCAAGUAGGAGGAGGGUUAGAGAUGGGUAAUAGAAAGUUCGGGCAGGAGAUUAGGCACAACAGGAGGGCUUUAAGCGUCAUUAAUCAGAGUUUAGUGAGCAAUCAAGCAUACCCCAUUGUUAAUAAGAGAGGCUUGUCAGAAAAACACCAAUUCUUUGAAAAGAAACAGGCUGAUCCAGUGCACCGACCAAUUACGAGGAAAUUUGCUGCACAAAUUGCAAACACACAGCCACCUUGUCCCCAGGAAAUUAAGAAGGCAAACCCAUCAGCAUCAACCUCAAAUGGAUUUGGAGAUUUCAUCUUUAUAGAUGAGGAACACAAGACCCCUAAAGAAGACCACCCGGUGCCCAUGUUUUUAGAAGAACCAGAAGCAAUGCCUAGUGAAACUGAUGAGAUGGAGGAAGUUGAAAUGGAGGAUAUUGUCGAAGAGCCUGUCAUGGAUAUUGAUAGCUGUGAUGCAAAGAAUCCACUAGCAGUUGUUGACUACAUUGAAGAUCUCUAUGCCUACUACAGAAAAAUGGAGUGUUUUAGCUGUGUUUCACCAGACUAUAUGGCACAACAAUUUGACAUUAAUGAGAGGAUGAGAGCUAUACUGAUUGACUGGCUUAUUGAGGUCCACGAUAAGUUUGAACUCAUGAAGGAGACACUGUUCCUUACGGUUAAUCUAAUAGACAGAUUUUUAUCCAAGCAAUCAGUAGUAAGAAAGAAACUUCAGUUGGUUGGCUUGGUUGCCAUGCUCUUAGCAUGCAAGUAUGAGGAGGUUUCUGUUCCUGUAGUUGGGGAUUUGAUUCUUAUAUCAGAUAAAGCGUACACAAGGAAGGAGGUUCUGGAAAUGGAGAGCAUGAUGCUCAACACACUACAGUUCAACAUGUCGGUUCCAACCCCUUAUGUUUUCAUGCAAAGGUUCUUCAAGGCUGCUCAAUCAGACAAAAAGAUUGAGCAACUGUCGUUCUUCUUGAUUGAGCUUUCACUAGUGGAGUAUGAGAUGCUUAAAUAUCAACCAUCUGUAUUAGCAGCUGCUGCAGUCUAUACCGCUCAAUGUGCCCUUUAUGGAUUCAAGCAGUGGAAUAAGACCUGUGAAUGGCACACCAGCUACUCAGAAGAUCAGCUCUUAGAAUGCUCAAGACUAAUGGUAGGUUUCCACCAAAGGGCAGCAACAGGAAAACUCACAGGGGUACAUAGGAAAUACUGUACAUCUAAGUUUGGCCAUACUGCAAAACAGGAACCAGCUCAUUUUCUUUUGGAGACCCAACUAUAGCAGGCCAUGUACAGUUACUAACAACAUUACAUGACUUUGGGUUGUGAUUGGGUGGGGAAUACUCAUACAAGCAACUUGGGUUGCACUGGGGAGUUUAAUUUUCUAGAUAAGUCUGCAGCCUUGGUUGUUAAUUUCAUACAGCCAGGGUUGUUUUCCUAAGUUCUAAUUGGACAUAAUUCAUUCUUUCCCCCUUUAAAAUUGUACUUCUAUUGUUGUUCCCUUUCAACAAUAAAUGUGAUGACAAUUUAAAUGUUUCAUUUUUCAA